AAACCAACAAAAACAAACAAAAAGAUCAAACCUUUUAUCAGAACAAACCCAAAUUCCAAAAACACAAACAGAGUUAACCCAACAGAGAGUUUUGCUUCAAUGGAGAAGUUGAAGUCGUUUUUCAGCAACAGAUGGCUGGUUUUUGUGGCGGCAAUGUGGAUGCAAUCCUGGGCUGGAAUUGGGUACUUGUUUGGGAGCAUAUCACCAGUGAUCAAGAGCUCCUUGAACUAUAAUCAGAGGCAGAUUGCAAGGCUUGGUGUGGCUAAGGACCUUGGGGACAGUGUUGGGUUUUUGGCUGGGACUUUGUGUGAGGUUUUGCCUUUGUGGGCUGCUUUGCUUAUUGGUGCUUUGAAGAACUUUGUAGGGUAUGGCUGGGUUUGGCUUAUUGUCACUGGUAGAGCUCCUCCUUUGCCUCUCUGGGCUAUGUGCAUUCUUAUAUUUGUGGGAACAAAUGGUGAAACCUACUUCAAUACAGCUGCUCUUGUUUCUUGUGUACAAAACUUCCCAAAGAGUCGUGGUCCUGUGGUUGGAAUUCUCAAGGGCUUUGCUGGGUUGGGUGGCGCAAUUAUGACUCAGAUAUAUGCAGUAAUCCAUUCCCCAGAUCAUGCAUCUCUGAUUUUCAUGGUUGCUGUUGGUCCAGCAAUGGUCAUCAUCGCGUUAAUGUUUAUUGUCAGACCAGUUGGAGGUCACAAACAAGUCCGGCCAACUGAUGACAUGAGCUUCACAUUUAUCUACAGUGUGUGCUUACUGUUAGCUGCUUACUUAAUGGGGGUCAUGCUAGUUGAAGAUCUAGUUGAUUUGAACCACUCUGUGAUCAUCAUUUUUACAGUGGUUUUGUUUUUCCUCCUCUUGGUUCCCUUUGUGAUUCCUAUUUCAUUGAGUUUCUUCUACCCAGAACCAAGAAUUUCAGAAGAGGAGUCACUCCUGUCUGCUACGCAGAAACAAGAAGCAGGCAAAUCUGAAGCAGAUGCUAAUGAGGUGAUUUUCAGUGAGGUGGAAGAUGAGAAGCCUAAAGACGUAGACUUGCUUCCAGCACUGGAAAGGCAAAAACGAAUUGCCCAAUUGCAAACAAAACUAUUCCAAGCAGCUGCAGAAGGAGCAGUCAGGGUGAAGAGGAGGAGGGGUCCACGUAGAGGGGAAGACUUCACCUUGACACAAGCUUUGAUCAAAGCAGACUUCUGGCUUAUUUUUUUCUCCCUUCUCUUGGGUUCUGGAUCUGGUUUGACAGUGAUUGAUAACCUUGGUCAGAUGAGCCAGUCUCUAGGAUAUGAUAACACGCAUAUAUUUGUGUCCAUGAUCAGCAUUUGGAACUUUCUUGGUCGUGUCGGCGGUGGUUAUUUCUCUGAGAUUGUUGUGAGGGAUUAUGCUUAUCCGAGACCAGUAGCAAUGGCUGUGGCACAACUCAUAAUGGCAGUUGGGCACCUUUUCAUUGCUUUUGGAUGGCCUGGGGCAAUGCACAUUGCUACCAUCUUGAUUGGGCUAGGAUAUGGGGCUCAUUGGGCAAUUGUACCGGCAGCUGCCUCUGAAUUGUUUGGCUUGAAAAAGUUUGGUGCUUUAUACAAUUUCCUCACACUAGCGAAUCCUGCUGGUAGUUUAGUCUUCUCUGGUCUGAUUGCUAGCAGUAUAUAUGACCGUGAAGCAGAGAAGCAGGCUCAUCAGCCUCAUCCCAUGCAUCAGAUUCCAGGAUCAAUUUUCCAAGGAAUACUUGGACAGGAUGCACCAAAGUGUCAUGGUGUGGUAUGCUUCUUCUUAACUUCGGUAAUUAUGUCCGUCUUCUGCGUUAUUGCAUUUCUUUUGAGCAUGAUUCUGGUACAUCGGACUAGGAUUGUAUAUACCAAUCUGUAUGGAAAGUCCCGUUCAUCUGGGCUUUCAUAAUUGGAUGAGCUCAUGCAGAAAUUCUUCAAUUGUCAAUGGCACCUUCAAACUGGAGUUUGUUGUCCAAGAUGUUUGUAUACUAAGAUUUUUUGUGUGGCUCAUCAAUAUAUAUCAAGCGUGAUGAAGGUUAACACUCUCCAGAACUACCGAGGGGCAAAAAUGGACACCAAAUUUUUUCAUUCCCUUGGGGUCUAAGUCAAUGCGGCUUGUAGUUGU
Molecule: messenger RNA, 2091 nt
Organism: Fragaria vesca subsp. vesca
Lineage: Eukaryota; Viridiplantae; Streptophyta; Magnoliopsida; Rosales; Rosaceae
Exons: 3
Coding region: 100-1875 (591 amino acids)
Cellular component (GO): membrane
Source: RefSeq, a predicted model, not a curated record